AUGGCUGCGUUUGAGUUCCCUACGAUUGAUUUACGUUCCUUCAGAGUGGACAACUUUGCAGCAUCAAUUCUGCCAGAAGAUGCACCGUCUGGCUACCUACCAGUAAUGGUGAAACGAUGGGAAUUGCCUCUUUUGUUUGUGUUCAGUGCAUUAGCAUUAUAUAAUAGUACAAUUAUGCAAACAGUGAAAGAGUGCCAAGUGGCGUUUUUGGCACCUACGGAAGCCGAUCUGGAAGACGCCAAAACGUGCUUGAACGGCAUCGGCCCAAAGCCUAAGCUAGCGAAAGCAUUGCUCAGGAUCAAUGUCAACGUCGUAAUGCCAGAAUCUGUCGGUUAUGCUGGUGUGUUCACAAGAUUGACGUUGACGUCGGCAUCAGACGUUGAUGUGAACGUCAGCGUCAAUAUUGUGAACCAGAUUACCAAGAUUCGAUUGGGACUUCAAGAUUUUGUCAAUAGGUUUCACUAUGGAGGACUUCAAAAAGGCGAUGGAUUUAUGAACUGUGAUGAUCCUAGUAACUCGACACCUUCUGAUAAGCAUCAUAUUCAAUAUAGAUCAUGGGCAGAGCUGCUGCACGAAUACAUGUUUUCUUCUGCAGGUUGUAAAGUUUUAUGUGAAGACACUCAGGCCAGUUCAGCAUCUCCACUGCGUCCUCAUACAAGAGCAACACAGCUAUUUAUACCUGACACAGAACCUAUAGAGUCUCCUGAUGAAGUGCAAGUACCUACCGCAAGCCUAGAAGUGCAGAGCAAUUUUUAUGGAUUUACGUACAAGGACAUUGAGAAGGAUGAGAAUCUUGCAAAAUCAAGAGAGCAAGAAUCCAUGGAUCCAUCACAGAAAUUAAACUUUAAUGAUUCGGGUAGUAGUGGUUUGGUAUGUGCAGUUGGAGACAGCCCAUCAACCGAUUUAGUUUCACAUCCACCUCAAGAACUAGCAGUGACACAGACACCCACAACUUCAAGGAUGCCAGAAGCAUCAGUUAAAUCAAAACGUAAGUUGCUUGACAGGAAUCAGCUUCUUCCCUUUGAUGGCCAAGAAAAACCAGAAUGGACAGAUAUCCAAAAGCUCAGCAAGAAGUCUAAGAGGAAUCAAAGCAGUGUCAAGAUUGAGUCAAAACCAAAGCGUCCGAAGAAAUGUAAAGAAGUGGUUGAUGGUGAGGGACAAUGUGAUGUUGUUCUUGAAUGUGAUGAAAAUGAGAGUCAACAGUUGCUACGUAAGAAAGACAGGAAUAGUCUAAACCUGUUUGAAGCUCCCAAGAAAUGGCGUCAAGCUAAUGGACUUAAUCAUAGACCUGUCUUAAAAUCUUCAAGUAAGAAGAAAGGAAGAAAAUCAGGGGAAGUCACACAGGCAACAAACGGAUCGAAUAAAGCACUAAAGUCAACAAGGAGUCUAGUCAUGACAAGUGUAUCAAGCAAAGACCGUGAGCUUGUUGUGUCCGUUGCACAAGAGCUUGGCGGAUUUACUGUGGACAGUUGCGUGUCGGAGUCAACCACACAUGUAGUAUUCACUCAGCCGAGACGAACUUUAAACGUUCUGAUGGGUAUCGCUCGAGGCUGCUGGCUUGUAUCAAUUGAUUGGGUAUAUAAAUCAGUGGAAACCGGUUGUUGGGUCGAGGAAAAGUCAUACGAGCUGGAUGGUGCAUUUCCAGCCGCCAAGGUUUCAAGAGAAAAGAGGUUCGCUUCCAGUGGGCCGUACAACUCUCAAAUCUUUGCAUCGUGCCCACCCAUCUUCAUCAGUGAGGAUGCCAAUCCACCAGUCGAGCAUCUCUCCCAGCUCGUUGCUUUAUGUGGUGGCAAGCUAACGUUGUCGAGGAGGAGGGAGAACGUUCUGUGUGUGGGCAAACUUGCAAGCCGUGGGGGUGUUUGGCUGUCAGAGCAAUGGAUAAUGGAUUGCAUUGCGCAAGGCCGCCUGAUGCCCGUAACAGAGUAUGGACUGAGGGACAGCACCAAGUGAAUGUGUGAAUAUCAGUAACGCUUACAAAACUACAUAAAUUCAGGAGAACAAUAAACAUGAGUGUUUACCUCACGAUAAGGGUGUCGGGUGUCAUUCCCUGUAGGCGUAGCAAAUCUCUAGUGGGCGGGGCCGAAGGACAUUGGACGAUACUUCGCU
Messenger RNA from Corticium candelabrum, 2106 nucleotides. RefSeq lists its product as uncharacterized. The transcript has 16 exons. Gene Ontology annotation, biological process: mitotic cell cycle. The record is from RefSeq and is a predicted model, not a curated record. Lineage: Eukaryota; Metazoa; Porifera; Homoscleromorpha; Homosclerophorida; Plakinidae. The coding region runs from base 1 to 1950 and encodes 649 amino acids.